GCUCCUCCUUCUUUUGCUGUGCAGUUCCUGAGUCUCAACGUGUCUCCUUUGGCAAAUAAUAAUGGCUGUUUAAAAAAAAAACAAAAAAACAAGCCAGUAUAUAUUUCGGGAAUGCGGAGCUACACGAGCAGAUCCAUCCUUAAGGCUGAUACUUGUGGUUGUGGGACUUGAACACGUGGUGUUUUCUUCUUCUUCUUCUUCAUCUCCUUCUCCUUCUCGAGAAGAAGCAAUGGACUUGCACAUACUAGAUCAUAGACUGAGAGUAACGAGCAUCAGCAGAAGUGGGCUGCAGCAUUACACCCACCCACUGAUCAAACUAAUAUUCCUGCGGAACAGAACCAGAUGCAAAUUCUUCAGUCUGACAGAAACGCCAGAAAAUUACACCGUCGUCCUCGAUGAGGAAGGAUUUAAAGAUCUUCCCCACUCUGAGCACCUGCAAGUGGAAGGCUCCACCUGGCUGCCCCUCAAUGUCGUCUCCAAUGGCAACGCUUCCAGCAGCUCUCAGGCCGUCGGUGUCACCAAGAUCGCCAAGUCCGUCAUCGCCCCGCUGGCCGAGCAGCACGUGUCCGUCUUCAUGCUCUCCACCUAUCAGACGGACUUCAUCCUGGUGCGAGAGAAAGACCUGUCGGUGGUGAUCCACACCCUGGCUGAGGAGUUUAACAUUUUUCGGGAGGUGAAUGGGGAGUCGGUGCCGGUGCAUAGCCAGGACGUGAACAACGGCCUGCAUGGGAACGGCAGAGAGGCCCCUCGUUCUACAUUACACCCAGUAUUGAUCCCAAGGAACCAGUUCUGUGUGAUGAGCUUGGAUCCUGACACGCUGCCAGGCAUCGCCACCACGCUCAUCGACGUCCUCUUCUACUCCAGCAGUCCUAAAGAAGAUGCGAAUGUCACUGCUGAUCUGGAGUGCAAGUUCUUCUCCUUCUCUCUGAUCGAUGGCUACGUCUCCCUCGUGAUGGGUACAGAGGCACAGCGACAAUUCCCAGCAGAUCUGCUCUUCACCAGCUCGUCCGGCGAGCUCUGGAGGAUGGUGCGGAUCGGAGGCCAGCCACUCGGUUUCGAUGAGUGUGGGAUCGUAGCUCAGAUUUCUCAGCCCUUAGCAGACUGUGAUAUCUCGGCUUACUAUAUCAGUACAUUCAGUUUCGACCAUGCCCUGGUGCCAGAAGAGGACAUAGUGAGGGUUACAGACAUGCUUCAGGAUCAGAGGAAAGGUGCCGGAUGCUGAUGCAAUCCUGAUUGCUGACACUACAGCCUGAAGAGCAUUAACACAGACGGUGUUGCAAUGACCACUGGAAGUGUUUUGGUGACGUCUAUAAGCUAGGAUUGGCUCACAGGAGCACAAGCUCAAGUUCCAAUCACAAAGCAGCAAAGUGCUUUUUUUUUUUUGGACCAUGAAGCUGCCAUGCUAAUUGCACAUAAAAGUAGCUUUUACAUUGUAGAAUAGUUUAUUGACCAAAUGAAUCGUAAUAUGAUACGGACUUAGAAUGGCACCACAGGUUUUCUGAGUCGGAGGCGUUGAAGUUCUGUUAUUUUGGGCCAGAAGUCAGAAUUUUGACAGGCUGCUGUUUCAAAAGAUAUAUAUAUAAUUAAUAAAAAUGCAAAUUCCUUUUUUUCUCUUUGACCUGGCACACGUGGGCCUCCAGUGGUUUUGGAUCAUCUGUAGAUCAGCGAGAGACGAGCGCUCUUUUUUUUUUUUUUUUUUUUUGCUGUCACGUUAAACACUAUCAGUGUUCGAUUUUUUUUUCAGUAUUGUUACAAUGUAUUUAUUUCACCAAAUGAACAUUUGAUUUAAGAUGUAGUGUCAUACUGAGCAGAUUUCCUUCUGAUCGCCCAGGUAGAAGUCUACUUAAAAAAAAAAAAAAAAAAAAAAAAAAAAACCUUAGUUACUGAAAACUACCUUUGCUCAAAAUGGGUGGUGUCCCCCCCCCCCCCCCCCCCGUAAAGAUGUCUUUGUAAAUAUAUAUAUAUAUAUAUAUAUAUAUAUAAGUGAGCCAAUCUGCUUUUCUUAUUUGUAUUCUUAUACCAGCGAAUAUUUCUUUGGCGUCUUAUAUUCACAGUAUAAUUUGGGAGAGAAGGGAAGUACCUCUAACGUAUUUUACUUUAAAAAAAACAGGAAGUUCAUCAUAGGUUCAACUCGUUCAUUUCCCCCGACAUGUUCACCUGCUGUGGACUUUUCACCUUCCUGGCUUGGGAUUUUUGGUGAGACGAUAGCAACAGAGCUACAGAGCAACGUGUGACUUUCACGGUUAUAUCCGAUCUUGAUACAUCAGUGUUUGAUUUCUUUUUUUUUCCUGUAGCUUUGUCACAUAUAUGGGCUCAGAAUAUAAAUACACACACAGAUACACUUUUAGUGGUUUAGCCGAUUAACCAUAUCAAAGCACACUAGACUUAUUCAUGUAAGUGAUUUCAAAAUUCAUAUCUGCACAACAUUAUCCUGUUAUCGGGUUGUUGAAUUGAAUUGAAUGAAUAAAUAAAUAAAUAAAGUCCAAAAUGCACUGAUAAAGCAGGAAAUGUUCACCAUCUAUAUUUUGGACGUUAAAAAAACGAGACUGUUAUUGUUGUUCAGGUCCUAUAAGAUGCAUCAUUCUGUUUGUGUAUUCUAAUAAACCUUUUGAUAGAAUUAACCGUGAA
Ictalurus punctatus (channel catfish) is the source of this 2628-nucleotide messenger RNA. RefSeq names its product cytosolic arginine sensor for mTORC1 subunit 1 (gene castor1). The transcript is spliced from 9 exons. Gene Ontology annotation, molecular function: arginine binding. Gene Ontology annotation, cellular component: cytosol. Bases 230 to 1222 code for a protein of 330 amino acids. Gene Ontology annotation, biological process: negative regulation of TORC1 signaling; cellular response to L-arginine. The record is from RefSeq and is a predicted model, not a curated record. Lineage: Eukaryota; Metazoa; Chordata; Actinopteri; Siluriformes; Ictaluridae.